AUGAGUGCCUCCUCUGCAGCCAAGGGAUCUGAUCAAUCCCUAUCUCAGCUUGUCAAGCCCCCUGCCACAGCCCACGCUCUUGUUCCCAACACCCCCCUCGCCAACUGCAUCGCUUUUGUUCACGCCUCGCUCUUCUCCCCGGCUCUCUCUACCUGGUGCCAGGCCCUUGACUCCGGCCAUCUUACGACUUUUCCAGACCUUUCCUCCCGCCAGGUCCGCAAGUACCCACCCAGCUCCCCCGUGAUGAUCAAAGGUCACCUCGAUCAACAACGAGCGAACCUACGCUCCACCAAGCUUUUCCCCGUCGUUCCUCCAACAACCACGACACCUCCAGCCGAUCCUGAGCCCGACCUUGAUCCUCCCGCAACCCACCCCAUCGCACGCACACACCAUGUCUUUGUUGCCCACCAACGGGUCACCGGUCAGAUCUACACCGACCAACCGGGCCGCUUUCUCACUCCCUCCAGUGCCGGCCACAACAACAUGCUCGUCCUUUACGAUUACGACAGCAACGCUAUCCACGUCGAACUCAUGAAGAACAAGUCCGGCCCCGAGAUUCUGGCCGCCUAUCAACGCGCUCAUUCUCUUUUCACCCAGCGCGGCCUCCGUCCUCAACUCCAACCCGAACGAGCCAUCCGGACCUUCAAGAACCACUUUAUUGCUGGCCUUUGCACCACAAACCCGGAUUUUCCACUGCAUCUCUGGGACCGCCUUCUCCCCCAGGCCCUUAUCACCCUCAAUCUCCUUCGUCGGUCCCGCAUCAAUCCCAAGCUGUCCGCCCACGCCCAGCUUCAUGGUGCUUUCGACUACAACCGCACCCCGCUUGCUCCUCCCGGUACUCGCGUCCUAGUCCACGUCAAGCCGUCCGUCCGCGAAAUGUGGGCCCCCCAUGCUGUCGAAGGUUGGUACCUUGGCCCCGCCCUGAACCAUUACCGUUGCCACCGCGUCUGGAUCACCGAAACACGUGCCGAACGUGUUGCUGACACCCUUUCCUGCUUCCCGACCCGCAUUCCCAUGCCCGCCGCUUCGUCCACCGACCGCGCCCUGGCCGCCGCCCGUGACCUAGUCCAUGCCCUCCAGAAUCCUUCCCCUGCGUCUCCGUUCGCCCCCCUUGAUGCCACCCAGUACCAGGCCCUCACCGACCUUGCCAAUCUCUUUGCCACCGUAACCGCCCCGGCCGAUGACGUCCUUGCACCCGCUCCAUUGCCUCCGGUCCGUCCUCCUGCCCCAGCAACUCCCCUUGCUCAAGUCCGUUUUGCCGUUCCUCUUGUCACGGCCGAACAUGCCCCCGCACUACCGAGGCACUUCCGAGGGUGCCCACCACGGCCACCUAUCACUCUCGCACCGGCAACCCCGGCCGUCGCCGCCGCAAAGAGCGCACCCAACCGACAACCCCAACCCUAG
This is a messenger RNA of Phaeodactylum tricornutum CCAP 1055/1, 1404 nucleotides long. RefSeq lists its product with no specific name. The transcript is spliced from 4 exons. NCBI's taxonomy places the organism in Eukaryota, Bacillariophyta, Bacillariophyceae, Surirellales, Neidiaceae. The record is from RefSeq and is a predicted model, not a curated record. The coding region runs from base 1 to 1404 and encodes 467 amino acids.